Solea senegalensis (Senegalese sole) is the source of this 2752-nucleotide messenger RNA. RefSeq lists its product as uncharacterized. The record is from RefSeq and is a predicted model, not a curated record. The coding region runs from base 557 to 2740 and encodes 727 amino acids. The transcript has 5 exons. NCBI's taxonomy places the organism in Eukaryota, Metazoa, Chordata, Actinopteri, Pleuronectiformes, Soleidae.
UGACCGUUGUGCCACUAUUUAAACUCCUGUGUUGACAGCUGCACCAGAGGGAGAGGAGAUGCUGACAGAUCACAGAUCAUCAACGCAAACCUGCUGCAAACCCGGACUGGUAUUCAUGGACGGACUGAACUGGAUUCGGUUUGCUGGUGAACUCUUAAGGGUUAAGAUAUGACAGCAGGACCAGGCGCACCUUCAACCAGUGGGAGGGCCAAGCUGAAGUGGACCAGGACCUGCUUCUUCUGGGAAAUGGACCUCCUCUACUUCAAAGAGCAGACAGUGAGGAACAUUGUGGGAUGUAUACCUGCGUCUUCUCAGGUCUGCAGAGUCUACACAUGGUUCCGUCAAUAAUGUGUAAGCUGACCAUUCGUGCCAGUAUUCAAACUGCUGACAGAUCACAGAUCAACAAUGCAAACCUGCUACAGUACAAACCUGCUACAAACCACAGACUGGAUUCGGUUUAGUGGCGUGAGUACAACAGAAACUCAUCACAACCAAACAGAAACAAACCGCAAACACCCUUAAAGGAGACAUAGAAUGCUUGUAUCACACAUUAACAAUGAUGGCGGCGCGCAGUGGUGCAGCGACUCUUUGCUCUCCGACUUGGUGCACCCUUUUAUUACUUUUCUUAUGUUUAUUUUUUGAAUUAUGUUGGGCUAAAGUUACAUUUAGUCGCCAGAAACUUAUCGACCUCGGCCUGAGGUACAACUUGGCUGUUACCGACGAAUAUCGGCAGACACACAACAUCCCGGAGGAUAUAGUGAGAUCGCCGGGAUCCCCGUGGAUGGUCAGCCCGCCUAGCAAGCGGAGGAGGCGGCGGAGAGAGAGGAAACAGAAGCGGGGAUGCCGGUCGGGCUCGGAUGCUAAGCUACGUAAACAACCACACAGGCCAGCAAUACCGAGCCUUUUCCUCUCAAACGCCAGAUCCAUAACCCACAAAAUGGACGAGUUGGAACUACAGACAGCCACGAUGAGCUUUGUACGGAACUGCAGUGUUAUUUUCAUCACAGAGACGUGGCUUCACCCGCUGAUCCCCGACGCUGCAGUCCAGCUAGCGGACCGCACGCUACAUCGUCAGGACAGGAACGAAGACUCGGGUAAGAGCAGAGGAGGGGGGCUGUGUGUUUAUGUGCAUAACGAGUGGUGUGGCAGCAGCAGGAUCAUUGACACACACUGUUCUCCCGAUAUAGAGGUUCUGGCAGUCUCGUGCAGACCUUUUUAUCUCCCGAGGGAGUUCACUGUGGUCAUUGUGGUAGCUGUUUACAUCCCACCAGAUGCUAACGUUAGCACAGCCCUCAGCCUUCUGCUUGCCAUCAUCAACAAACAGCAGCUUGCACACCCUGAUGGAGUCUUUGUUGUUGCUGGUGAUUUCAACAAAGCAUCUUUAAAGACUGUGUUACCCAAAUUCGUUCAGUUUGUGAAGUUUGCCACCAGAGGGGAUAAUACGUUGGACAAUGUUUACUCCAACAUAAAACAUGCAUACAAAGCUACUCCCCUCCCCCACCUGGCUGGAUCUGACCACCUCUGCAUGUCCCUCACCCCCACUUACACCCCCCUGCUGAGGAACACAAAGCCUCAAACAAAGACAAUAAAAACUUGGCCAGAGGGAGCCCUCUCUCAACUACAGGACUGCUUCUCCACCACUCUAUGGGAUUUAUUCUCAAGCCACAACCUCCAGGAGUACACAGACACUGUACUCUGCUACAUAAAAAACUGUAUUGACACUGUCACCUUCAACAAAAGGGUCAGAGUUUUUCCAAAUCAAAAACCCUGGAUGAACAGCAAAGUGCAGUCCCUCUUAAAAAGCCGAAACGCCGCCUUCAAGUCAGGGGACAGGGCCCUGUACAGCGUUGCCAGGUCAGACCUGAAGAGAGGAAUCAGGGAGGCCAAGGCGGCAUAUAAGAGGAAAAUUGAGGACCAUUUCGCUGUGAAUGAUCCCAGAAGAAUGUGGCAGGGAAUAAAUCACAUAACAAACUAUAGAAGCAGUAACCAGGCGACUGCUAGGACUGAUGCCUCGCUGGCAGAGGAACUAAACAGCUUCUUUGCCCGCUUUGAGACAGACAGGCCCUCAGCAGCCACAGCACUCCCACCCCUCCCCAGCACUGGCAUGAUGACACUUCAGGAGCAUGAAGUGAGACAUGUGCUGAGGACUGUGAGCCCCAGGAAGGCGGCUGGACCCGAUGGAAUACCCGGCAAGGUACUCAAAGCUUGUGCCGACCAACUGACCGGAGUCUUCACAAACAUAUUCAACCUGUCCCUGGCGCAGGCCAUCAUCCCACCCUGCCUCAAAACUUCCACAUUAAUUCCCGUUCCCAAGAAGACAGCAGCGCACAGCCUCAACGACUGCAGACCUGUUGCACUUACGCUUGUAGUCAUGAAGUGCUUUGAGAGGCUGGUCUCCCAGCACAUCAGGGCCUGUCUGUCUCCCACACUAGACCCACACCAGUUUGCCUACAGGGCAAACCGAUCCACGGAGGACGCUAUCACUAUAGCGCUCCACACCGCGCUGAGUCACCUGGAGCACCGGGGGAGCUAUGUCAGAAUGCUCUUCCUGGACUUCAGCUCAGCCUUCAACCACAUCCUACCGGAGAUCCUGGUGCAGAAGCUCUCACACCUGGGUCUCUCCAACCAAACCUUUGGAUUAAGGACUUCCUGUCAGAUCGUCCUCAGUCAGUCAGACUUGGUCCACACCUCUCCAGCACCAUCACACUCAGCACCGGCUCCCCACAAGGAUGUGUAUUGAGCCCCCUCCUCU